CCGGGAUACUGACAUGACCAUCGGAUUGUAGCAAAGGCGCUGAGAGCUAAACCCUGUCCCAGGGUGAUGGGGCCUGACAGUGCCCCAGAUCCAGCUGUGCCCUGGAGGAAGGUGCUAUGGGAACGCCAGCCGUUCCCUGAUAACUAUGUGGACCAGAGGUUCCUGGAGGAAUUACGGAGGAAUGAGGGCAUCCGACAGUAUCAAUACUGGUCUGUGGUCAAAGAAGCAGGCUUUGUGGGACAGCAGCUGUCCUGUGUGGCCAUCUUCAUCACCCUCUGGCUCUACAUGGAGCAGGGCCGCCUGUCCCCUGAGACACUGCUGUGGACCAGCCUUGUAUGCGCCCUGCUGGGGUAUGGACUGUACCAAGCCUUGUCGUCUCAGGUUGAACCUGGGUGUGAGCCUAGGACUCGUCUAGCUGAUUUACAGAGUGCCACUAUUUUCCUUUCUUUCACCUUUGGCUUCUCACCAGUUCUAAAGACACUAACAGAGUCCGUGAGUACGGACACAGUGUAUGCCAUGUCUGCUAUGAUGCUAUUGGCCCACCUGGUGUCGUUCCCUUAUGCUCAGCCCUCACCCCCAGGCAGCCUCUCCCUAAAUGCAGCCCUGUUUGCAUCUGUGUGUUUAGCCUCCAGGUUACCUGGUGCUCUGCACACCUUUGCCAUGCUCAGCUGUGCCUUGCCGGUGUUUGCCCUGUGGCCCUGCUUGCUGCAGAGGUUGAGGGAGAACGCUCCUCGCCAGUUUACUGGGGUGUGUAUAGGAGUGUGCAUCGGAGGCGUAGGUGGACUGGGGUCCCAGUCACCAGGUGGAGCUGUGCUCUUGGCUUUGGCACUAAUGAGUGUGACACUGCUCUGUCCCCUGUUGCUAGUGAGGCUGCAGAGGCACAAGGACAACAUCCAGGGACCUUGGGAUGAGGCUGAAAUUCACGAGGACCUCAGCCGCUUCCUUCACUAAUAGACAGAUUGCAAAAGAGUACCGAGUACUCCUGACCAAACUGACAUCUACGGUGUAAGCCAAUGGCAAACUUCAUUUGACUCAAUUUACUCACAGCCGGCAGCAUUAUGCCGGCACCAACCUCUUUUAUCAUUGGUCCACAUGUGUUUUGACAGCCAUGACAACUUAUUCUCUUCCAGAGAAUACGAAGAUGUUUUUAAAGUUUGAGCUUC
Messenger RNA from Scomber japonicus (chub mackerel), 1163 nucleotides. RefSeq names its product phosphatidylinositol glycan anchor biosynthesis, class C (gene pigc). Gene Ontology annotation, cellular component: membrane; glycosylphosphatidylinositol-N-acetylglucosaminyltransferase (GPI-GnT) complex. Gene Ontology annotation, biological process: GPI anchor biosynthetic process. The record is from RefSeq and is a predicted model, not a curated record. The coding region runs from base 67 to 951 and encodes 294 amino acids. The transcript is spliced from 3 exons. Lineage: Eukaryota; Metazoa; Chordata; Actinopteri; Scombriformes; Scombridae.